Messenger RNA from Cyprinodon tularosa, 4432 nucleotides. RefSeq names its product plexin-B2-like. Lineage: Eukaryota; Metazoa; Chordata; Actinopteri; Cyprinodontiformes; Cyprinodontidae. Bases 536 to 4417 code for a protein of 1293 amino acids. Gene Ontology annotation, cellular component: semaphorin receptor complex. Gene Ontology annotation, biological process: regulation of cell shape; regulation of GTPase activity; semaphorin-plexin signaling pathway involved in axon guidance. The record is from RefSeq and is a predicted model, not a curated record. Gene Ontology annotation, molecular function: semaphorin receptor activity; protein binding. The transcript is spliced from 29 exons.
CAGCAGGGAGUAGGGUGAGAGGAGGAGGAGGAGAAAAAGCUUUUCUCCACUCUUGUUUCGGAGCCCCUGGAAGGAAGGAGAAGCAGCUGGAUGUGGGCUCAUCUUCUCCCGGCUCUCUCCUCGGUCUCUCCCGUCGCUGCGGACUCGGACAUGCAGCUUUAACCGAGGAAAGGAAAACAAUAUACCGACCGUGUUUGUUUCUGCCGUGGGAAUGUCGACCAACUGAAAGUUCAGGGACACUUUCAGGCUCCAGUUCGGUCCGGUUCGGGUUCCUCACAGCAGGAUGUGAAUCUGGGAAGUAGUCCAGGAGCCGAGGAGCGACAGGAGGAGUGAAAUUAAAGCGUUUUUUAGGGAAUAUCAGUGAUUGAGAGGACAGAGAGCUGCUUGUUGACAUGAUCGUCCAGCAGGCCUGAACACUGAGCUGGUGACUGAGGAGUUUGAUGUCAUCAGAGGACGUUCACUUUAAUUAGGCUCUGCUCCUCCACUAAGCCGCCCUUCAGACCAAAGCUGUGAUUAGCCCGAAUUACCAGAUACCAUGGAGCAUAGGUGGAGGUGGCACUUCGCAGUGGUUACCAUGGUUACAGUGUACUUCAGUUCAUGUCAGUGCGACAACAGAGUGUUUCCAUCGGAAACGCUGAUCAACAACGUGGUGGCAAACCCAGCCACAGGCCGCCUAUACGUGGGCGCAGUCAACCGCCUCUACCAGCUCAGCUCCGACCUGGAGCUGGAAUCCCGCACAGAGACGGGCCCACAGCGGGACAGCAAGUCGUGCACGCCGCCCAUUACCGAGUCCUGCACCGAGGCAAAGGAAACGAACAAUUACAACAAACUGCUGCUGAUCCAUCCGGACAAAAACCAGCUGGUGGUCUGCGGCAGCAUCUUCAGAGGCAUCUGCUCACUGAGGAACCUGAGCAGAGUGGAGCAGCGUAUUUACUACAGCGACAGCAACGGGGAGAAGUCGUACGUGGCGAGCGCUGAGGAGGUCGUCUCUGUCGUAGGAGUGAUGUCAUACUUCAAAACUGAAAAUAAAAGGCUCCCAGUUUUCUUGGUUGGUAAAGGGUACGGUGGCCAUGACAGCACCAAGCUGAUCUCCACCCGCCUCCUGGAGUCAGUACCAGAGAAUGAGUGGGUGGAGUUCGACAGCAUCAUCGAAGCCUCGUCUGUCCAGGCCAAUUCCUUCAUCCAGCGCUACCAGCACGACUUUCGCUUCGCCUUUAACGACAGCGGCUUCGUCUACUUCCUGUUCUCCAGGACCAUUUCCUUGCAGGACAACAAGAACUACACCUUCAUCUCCAGGAUGUGUGAGGACGAUCACCACUACUACUCAUACACCGAGCUGCAGCUGAACUGCAGCAGCGAAACCAAGAACUACAACAAAGUUCAGGCUGCUUUCGUUGGACCAGCUGGGAAAGUUCUGGCGCAGCGUUAUGGAACCAUUUCAGCUUCGGACAAAGUUCUGUUCGCCACCUUCACCUCUGAUGACGACUCCUCCGCUUUGUGCCUGUACCCUUUAAAGUUAAUUAACGAAGAACUCGUUAACAUCAUAGAAGCUUGUUACUACCACCAGGGCAUCAUCAACAACAAGAAGGCCGUUUAUCAGCCUUAUGCUUCCAAGACUGAUGACGCCUGCAGUUCUAUGCAGCGGACUAUGGGCCCAACACACAAGUGUGGAGCUGAUCACCUGCCCUCGCCACUGGCCAGUAAGUCAGAGUUUGCCCUGAAAGCUGAGCCAUCUUUUGUCCGUAAGGGUCACAUGACCGCUGUGGCCGUGGCCGUGGAGUUGGAUAAUGCUGUGGCAUUCCUGGGCACCGCCAACGGAGAGUUGCUGAAGGUGCAUUUGUCGGCUCAUCCCGAAAUGUACGAGCGGAUGUCGAGCGAAGUCACCGGAGGCAAGGUCAACAAGAACCUUCUGUUGGAUUCCAGCCUCCAACACCUGUACAUCACCUCGGAGAGAAAGAUCACCAAAGUUCCAGUCCAGAGCUGCCAGCUGAAGAAAGACUGCCACUCCUGUGUGUCCAUGAAGGAUCCAUACUGUGGCUGGUGUGUCUUGGAUGGAAAGUGUAGCACUAAGAAUGACUGCAGCAGGUCAGACGAGGACAACACAUGGCUGUGGUCUCCCAAUCAGCAGUGCGUUAGGAUCAAAGCCUUUGACCCACCAAACCUCAGCAGCAAGAAGCAAGAGCAGGUCCGGAUCACCAUCCCAUCCCUCCCCAGACUGCAGGAACUGGACCAGCUUGAGUGUGUUUUCGGUUCGUUCCAGACAGACGCUGUAGUGGAUUCGGCAAACCAGUCGUUGGUGGCGUGCUCGCUACCCAACCGUGAGAGCAUCCCCCCCACGCCUGAGCAGCAGGACUUUGUCUCCGUUCCAGUAAAGAUUCUGGUAAACAACAUCGAGGUGACGUCUGGGGAAUAUCACUUCUACAACUGCGCCGCUACCAUCUGGAAGAACCCGAACACACCGUGUAUCUCCUGUGUGACCAGUCAGUGGAAGUGUCAGUGGAGCCCUCAGGAUCACAGCUGCACUGAUGAGGAUGAAAAUAUGAAUGAUAAUCGUAUAGUGAAACCUCAACAGCGGGAAAAUUGUCCUCAGUUCGGGUUUCCUGAGCCGCUGCUGAUCCCUGUCGGCCAUGAGAUGCCCAUCAGCUUCCAGGGAAGGAACUUGGAAAACUACGAGGGAAUGAGCUUCUCCAUCGGCACAGAGCUGAUGAAGAAUACUGAGCAGGAGGUCACGCGGGAAGAAGGCUCAAAAUUCAAAUUCAACGGUUAUCAGUUUGCUUACGACAAGCAGCAGGAGGUGAACGUAUCGUUCCACAUCAAAGACCGAGUCACUGAGAGGAAGAUUGACAGCACGCUGACAGUCACGCUGUACAACUGCUCGGUGGGGAGAGGGGACUGCAGUCUGUGUAAACACGCCGACGCCGAGUACGGCUGUGUUUGGUGCAAAGACACCAAAACCUGUGUUUAUAAGGACAUCUGCAAUUUACCAGAGCUGGGCCAUUGCCCCAACCCGGAAAUAACUGAUAUCAUUCCUCGCUUCGGACCCAUCAAUGGUCAGAUCUCAGUGACCAUCAAAGGCUCCAACAUGGGAAUAAAGAACGAGGACGUGAGAAGGAUCACUGUGGCAGGAGUGAACUGUGUUCACAUGGAGGAGAGAUACUCUGUCUCCACCAGUGUGGUGUGUGAGAUCGGUCCGAAGCGAAUACCGCCUCACGACAUCCCGCUGGAACAGACAGAGAGCGGACCGGUGGAGAUAGAGGUGGAGGGAGACAGACGAGGAACCUCUAAGAUCAACUUCACUUAUCGGGAUCCCAAACCGAAAACCGUCCAUCCGUCGAAGGGUCCUGCAGCCGGAGGAACAGAGAUAACCAUCAAAGGAGACGCCUUGGAAACGGCUACUAAAGACGACGUUACCGUCUCCGUCGGUGACGUUGCCUGUGAAAUUUUAUCAUUUGGGGAAACCAUCUCCUGUAAGACCGGCCGCUAUAAUGGCCAGAAGGUUCCCUCAAAUCUGCUGACGGUUAAGGUGAAGUACGGGAAAAACACCACCAAGGAAAUCUAUUCUGCUUUCCAGUACUUAGAAAACCCCAAGAUCUCUGACUUCCACCCCAAAGCCAGCUUCUGUAGCGGCGGUCGGAGGAUUGUUGUGAUGGGAAGCAGGUUUGAUCUGAUCCAGUUGGCCACCUUGAAAGUUCAACCCUCCUCCGAUGACUCUUCAGUCGACACAUCUCUAGGGCUGUCAAAGCAUCUGAGUAAGAACGACACGGUGCUGGAGUUUGACUCCCCGAAGGUGAACGUCUGCGACGACGUCCAGUCGCUCAGGACCUUCAUACAGCUGGACAACAUGGAGGAGGAGCUGAAAGGCUUUAACUACCACCAAGACCCCACCUUCGACAAGCUGGCCAAGAACACCAUCACAGAGAACAUCGUCAUCAUCGUGACGGGGCGAGGUUUCUCCAAGGCCAUAACGGUGGAAGAGGUCCAGGCAACCGUUGGGGACGCCUUCUGUAACAUCAACAUACUGCAGGAUGAUAAAUUGAUCCUGGAGGCUCCUUCUACAAAGCCCAGUGCCAAACCCAGAGAGCAGGACCCAGCCAACGACAAACUCUACCUCAGGGUGAUGUUUGGUCAGGCAGAGUGGACUGUGGACUCGGUGCAAUACGCCAGUAAAGAUGACAUUCCUCUGGCCAUAAUCAUCCCUGCUGUGAUCCUGCCUAUGGUGCUUUUCAUCGCUCUGUCAAUCUACUGCUACAGGAGGAAGAGCCGACAGGCGGAGCGGGAGUACGAGAAGGUCAAACAUCAGCUGGAGAGUCUGGAGGAAAGCGUCCGCGAUCGCUGCAAGAAGGAGUUCACAGGUAUGGGUUCACACCUGAGGGCCGACGGAUCCGGUGACAACGAGGGCCGAUUAAAAACACUUUGAAUAAAACCUGCUGCC